This is a messenger RNA of Cooperia oncophora, 1065 nucleotides long. Lineage: Eukaryota; Metazoa; Nematoda; Chromadorea; Rhabditida; Trichostrongylidae. The record is from the annotation of a GenBank genome assembly.
UCUUUUUUUAGUGCACUUAACAAGUUUGAGGAAGAUGCACGAGUUGAUGAUAUUCUCAUAGUAAAAGUGAAACGGUGUGAUAUCGUGGGUGCUUAUGUGAAGCCGUUAUGUUUUGCUACACGAAUAAAACGUGAUUUAGAGUGGCUGGAUAUACAGCUGCUAACGCCUUUGUCAGCGCUUUCACGACGUGUUUCUGUAGGGCAAUAUUUAGAGGCUCGGAUAUCGAGCCUCAAUCCGGUAAAGGUGGAGCUCCUUGAAGCUCCACCGCUGUCGACGAAUGAACUCCCAGAAUAUUUCAGAAUUGGCCGUGAGUUGCCAAGACAUACGGAAUUCCGGGAUUACAUCGAAGAUAAGAAGCUGAUGCGGAACACAUACCUAGCGGAAGCGCUUCAUCUAUCCACGACUCCUCCGUACUCGUUUUUGAAGCUGGAAGGCAUAGAAAUGGAUCGAGCAGAGCCAGCGUCAGCUAUACGCAAAAGGCAGAACGAGAUGCUUGCUGAUGAAUACGUGGUACGAGGCGUGGAACACAUGCGAUCUGGUAAUCGUGAAGCGGCCAUCGUUGUGCUCAAUCAAGCAUUGGAUAUCAACCCGCAUUGCGUCGAAGCGCUAGUGGCAAGAGGCGCAGCAUACUCGACAAAUGGACACUAUGUGCUGGCUGAGUCUGACUUUGAUCUGGCGCUCUCACUGAUGCCAACUCACUCAAAUGCUCGUAAUUACAUGGUGGAAACACUCGUCAAAUAUGCUUCACUGCUGGAAGUGCAAGGUGAUUUGGAAAAUGCAAAAAGUAAAUUCGAGAAAGUUCUUCGGAUAAAGGAGGACAGACGAGCCAGAGCAGCUUUAGCCAAAAUGGAUAGAAAGAAGAGAAGCCCAUCAGUAGAAAUUUUGGAAGAUGACAGUGACAAACCAAAGUCGAAAAAUCCGAAGCGGAGCGAUAUUGAAGAGGAAAAGAGAAAACGCCGACGUACUCAAGAAGCUGAAAGGGAACGAAAACGAGAGCGUCACGAUAAUCGCGAGAAGUUGCGGGAGAUGGAAGAAUUCAUUAAGGCACUACGAGAAAAGAAAUAA